Phoenix dactylifera (date palm) is the source of this 2564-nucleotide messenger RNA. NCBI's taxonomy places the organism in Eukaryota, Viridiplantae, Streptophyta, Magnoliopsida, Arecales, Arecaceae. The record is from RefSeq and is a predicted model, not a curated record.
GGAUCCCUCGGCUUUCACACCCCGCUCUUUCUGUCUCUGCUCCGAAGACAGGGGCGAGAGGAGGUCUCGGGACCUGCGAGCCAAGGAGAAAGAAGGAGAGGAGAGGGCCAAAGAAAGGGAAAGGGAGAGAUAAGAAGCUUUGGAGAAACUCUCCCAAGGAUCCAUUUGCUUGACAAGAGGUAAAGGGAAAACAAGGAAUGCUUCAUGGAUUCCUUUGUCCAAGUUUAUGCUGUAGUGAUAUAAUAUGUUGGAGGAUCAGGGUAUGAGUACAUGACCAGGGUUAAAAGUAAAGAAAAAAGGGGUGGCUCGUAGGAACAAUAGAAAAAAGUUAAAAAAUGCAGACAACCAAAACAAGCAGGAGUGCAUCUUCAGAAGGUCCUCAGAGGACAUCUCCAGCCACCCCUAGAUCGAAUCGUCUGCCCAAGGCAGCUGGUUCCGAGCCCGACUCUGCUUCUCCAACAUGUCGACUAGCAAAGACUUUAACUGAUAGAAGUCCUAAGGUCAUCGAACGUCGAUCACCUAGAACUCCAGUACGUGAGAAGAAGCUUCCAAGCAGGGUGUCUGAGUUGGAAUGUCAACUCGUCCAGCUCCAAGAGGAUUUAAAGAAGGCAAAGGAACAGCUGAGCUCAUCUGAGUCAUCAAAGAAGCGAGCAAAGCAGGAAUCAGAAGAGGCCAAGAACCAGCUCUUUGUCGUAUCUGCGAAACUUGAAGAUUCCCAACACCAGCUUGUAGAGCUCUCUGCAGCAGAAGAGGCUAGGCUCCAAGAACUCUGCAAAAUCUCUCAGGAAAGGGAUCGUGUAUGGCAGUCCGAGCUUGAAUCCCUCCAGAAACAGCACUCUGUUGACUCAGCAGCUCUGGCCUCAUCCAUGAAUGAGAUACAGAGGUUGAAGCUGCAGCUGGAAAUGGUUCUCAAAUCCGAGGCUGCCCAAGCCAGGCAAUCUGAAGUGGAAAUUUCCGAGCUCCAGGCCUUGAAAAAAGAUAUGGAAGAGGCCAUAUCCAUCAUCGGAAGCCUAAAAGUUCAGCUUAGAGAGAGUGAAAAGGCAGAAGCUGAUGCAAAAGCAACAGUUAUUGAGACAAAACAGCAAUUGGAAAUAGCUAGAACGACUAUAGAGAAUCUCCUUAGUGAUGGAUCAAAAUUCAUGGAUUCUUUCAGCUUAGUGGCUUCUGAACUGGAGGAAUCCAGGGCUCGAGUGAAUUCACUUGAAGAAGUUGUGAGAAAAUUACACGAAGGUCAGUCUCUUGCUGGUAACCAAUCUUUGGCGCAUCAUAAUGGUGAUUGCUAUGAUUCACAGAAAAUCAGGUGCAACUCCCUGGAGUCGGAAAUGGAACAAUUGAGAUCGGCACUUGAGGCAGCUGAGAUGAAGUACCAAGAAGAACAGAUACAAAGGAUAUUGCAAACACAACAUGCUUAUGAAUUGAUGGAGCAAAUGAAGAUUGACUCUAGAGUGAGAGAAACCGAAUUAAAAUCAGCAUUGAACAAUUCGAAAACUGAGAUUAUUGUACUAAAGGCUAGUCUAUAUGACAAGGAAGCAGAACUUCGAAGCUUAUCAGCUAUGAACAAGAAGCUGCAUGAGGAGUUAGAAAAGGGAGGAACAAACCAAAUGGAAUCUGAAUUGGGUCUAGAGCUAAAACAAUCAAUUGCCAGCAUCAGGGAAUUGAAGGCGGAACUAAUGGAUAAGGAGACAACCCUGCAGAGCAUUUCAGAGGAGAACGAGCAACUGAAAUCUGAGAUGAGGAGGAGAGAAAUGGAGAGCCAUAAAGCUUAUCAAGCAGCAGUAGCUGAGGUUGAGAUGGCAAGAGCUGCAGAGAAGGAGGCAAUGACGAGGCUCGGAUUUGUUACCGAGGAGGCGGAUAAAAGCAGCAGGAGGGCUGCAAGGGUGACCGAGCAGUUGGAUGCAGCAAAAGCAAUGAGAUCAGAAAUGGAAGCUGAGCUGAGGAGGCUGCGGGUGCAAGCCGACCAGUGGCGGAAGGCAGCUGAAGCUGCCAUGGCUGUGCUUACAGCCGGCAACAAUGAGAGGCUGGUGGAGAGGACAGGCUCGCUGGAUUAUGAGUACCAUUCCGUCGAUAAGAAGCUGAUGAGCUCACCAUUUUCUGAUGAUCUGGAUGAUGAAUCUCAAAGGAAGAAGAACAAUAAUGUGCUAAGGAGAAUCAGCGGGUUGUGGAAGAAGGGCCAGAAGUUAUCUUAGUGAGCAUCUCCAGAGCCAAGAGUUAUUCAGUUGGGGAAUCCUUGAAGAGGAAAGGGGCAACACAUCUGCAGAAGGGCGAUGGCUACAGCUUCAGGUUGCUCUUUCUCUGUGCAAACGCAGACCUUGCUCUUUUACUUGCUAGUAUUCCAGACACUAUGUAUAAAUGAUUCCCAUUUUUCCUUGGAAUAUAUAGUUUUUGCCAACUGAACUUGUAGGUCCUUGAUGUGUUCAAAAAAUUCACAGAUCUUGAUUGCACUAUGAGGAUCGGACCUGAGUCAGAAUUUUGUUUUUUUUGCGUGCCAUUAGAUUUGCUAUUUGCUUGGCUUACCAGCAAUUGCAUUGACUAGACUUGUGGAAGAAUAAGAAUGCUCUUACACU